AUCCCAUCGCUGCACGUUCUGGCUGCUUUAUCGACCUUCUCCCCGCCGUGCAGCCCACUCCUCCUUCCUUCGCGGGGAGAGCGGGACUCUGACGCGCACAAUAAAUCAUCCUCGCGAGGUUCCUUUUUCAAGCCCCAUUUCAUACUUACUCGCACUGGAGCGCAGACACGGGCGAGAGUCAAGCCUCGUAACUGUGGAUGUAGCAAAUGUGAUUCAGCACAGCAAACAACGUGGGUGUUGUGCGUGCGAGCGCGCGCGCGCGUGUGUGCUUUUUCUUUUUUUUCUUUUCUUUUCUUUUUUUUUUGGUGGGGAGUGGAGGAGAAGGAGGAGGAGGUGGGGAGAGAGCAGCGAUAUGAAACGCGUGUGUUUAUGUCUCCUUCGUUACCCGUUAUCUGUGACUGACCACCGGCUCAGUUUCACCUGUACGAACGACCUUGCAAUUGCGACCGAAAUUCUUCUAACGAGGUUUCCAUGGAGGAGCAGUUUGUCGUUUUAUCCGUGAGGGCUGAAUUUGGUUCCUAUUGGUGUCAAGAUAUUUCGGGAUAACAGGUCAAGCCUCCUCUCUCUCUCGGAGAACACAAGUGCCAUUUCAAAGCUUAUUGGAUGAAAGUCUCAUUUACCCCUGGCUGCCAAAGAUGACGUUGCCAUGGAAACAGCUUCUACUGUUAUCAAUCAUCGACUGUUUGACAGAUUGCCUGGACAGUGGAUCAUUCCAUGGUCCGAGAUGGAGAAUGGAGCCGGGUGAUUUGUUCAUUCCCAUUGACUCCAUAGAAGAAGAAGCUACUCUGACUUGUGACGCAAAGGGAACACCAUCUCCUCAGUACAGAUGGUCAUUGAAUGGGACUCUCAUAAAUCUGGGUCUGGAUCGGCGGCGGCGUCUGUCUGGGGGCAACCUCAUUAUAAGCAGCCUGGACCGCUACCAGGAUGUAGGGAUGUACCAGUGUAUGGCCUACAACACAGUAGGAGCUAUCCUCAGCAGAAGAGCAAGUCUUCAGUUUGCCUACUUAGAUCAUUUCAAAGUUCACACCAGAAGCGCAGUGUCCGUCCGAGAGGGACAAGGAGUGGUGUUGCUUUGUGGAACGCCCACUUCCUCAGGAGACCUUACUUAUGCAUGGAUCUUCAAUGAGUACCCGUAUUUCGUUCAGCAAGACAAUCGGCGCUUCGUCUCCCAGCAGACGGGAAACCUUUACAUUGCCAAGGUGGAGCCCUCUGAUGUGGGCAACUACACGUGUGUAGUGAUGAACAGCAUCACAAAGGGCAAGGUUCAGAGCUCCCCCACAUCUCUGAUCCUCAGGACAGAUGGAGUGAUGGGUGAAUACGAGCCAAAAAUAGAAGUUAAUUUCCCAGACAAUGUACCCGCCGCGAAAGGAUCAACAGUUACGCUGGAAUGUUUCGCCCUUGGGAACCCCGUCCCAGAAAUCACCUGGAGGAGGGCCAACGGCGUUCCCUUCCCCAGCAAAGUCAAAAUGAAGUACUCGAACGCCGUGCUGGAGAUUCCCAGCUUUCAGCAGGACGACACGGGCGGUUACGAGUGCGUGGCCGAGAACAAGAUGGGGAAGAACACAGUCAGCGGUCGGCUGGCUUUUUAUGCAAAGCCUCAGUGGGUCCAGACAAUGAAAGACACGGCUCUAGCCAUUGAGGAGAGACUUUACUGGGAGUGUCGAGCCAACGGCAGGCCCAAACCCUCCUACACGUGGCUGAAGAACGGCCAACAGCUCCUCUCAGAGGACAGGAUCCAUGUGGAGGACGGAGUCCUGUCAGUGUCUGCGCUGACCCUGUCUGACGCUGGCAUGUACCAGUGUGUGGCCGAGAAUAAACACGGUGUCAUAUAUUUUGCUGCUGAACUAAUGGUUUUAGCUUCUCCUCCAGACUUCACAGGGAACCUCCUCAGAGCUUUGCUCAAAGCCAAGGCAGGAACUACAGUGACUUUAGAAUGUAAACCCCAGGCCUAUCCCAUCGCUAGCAUUUUAUGGAAGAAAGGCAACCUGCCAAUCCACACCAAUGACAGGAUCACACUGUCCCCAGAUGGAACGCUGAGGCUUGCCAACGUGAGCAAGUCUGAUGCAGGCAGCUAUACGUGCUUCGCUAGGAAUAGAUUUGGCAUGUCAAGUACAACUGGAAGGCUCCUCGUUACCGAUCCAACCAGAAUCAUCCAGGGGCCAGUGGACACAGAGAUCAUUGUGGGCGAGAGCAUUGUGUUACCCUGCCAGGUCGCCAGCGAUCCCGUCCUUGAUGUUUCUUUCUCCUGGGCCUUCAAUGGACAGCUCAUCGCCAAGGGAGACGGUCACUUUGAAUUUGUGGGUGGGAGAACAGCAGGAGAUCUUAUGAUCAGGAACAUUCAGCUUUACCAUGCUGGCAAAUACAUCUGUGUGGUGGACACGGACGUGGAGAGUCUAUCAGCCGUGGCUGUAUUGAUUGUGAAAGGCCCUCCCAGCCCUCCAGACUCAGUGACGGUGGAGGAGGUGACAGACAGUACAGCCCAGCUGGCGUGGAGCCCCGGCAGAGACAACGGCAGCCCCAUCACCAAUUACCUCAUUCAAACCCGAACUCCCUUCACUGUGGGCUGGCAGAGGGUUAACACAGUCCCGGAGAUAAUCGAUGGGAACACACUGACAGCCACCGUGGUGGACCUCAAUGCCUGGGUUGAAUAUGACUUUCGGGUACUGGCAAAAAACAGCGUUGGUGUCGGAGAACCCAGCCCAGUGUCCGUGAAGACCAGGACAGAGGAUGCAGUUCCAGAUGCAGUGCCAGGUGAUGUGGGUGGAGGUGGUGGAAGCAGAUAUGAACUGGUUAUCACGUGGGAGCCUGUUCCCGAAGAACUACAGAAUGGUGAGAGCUUUGGUUACAUCAUCGCUUUCCGCGCCUUCGGAGAAGCUAGCUGGACUCACGUGGCCACCUCCGCCCCUGGCGCGUCGCGCUACGUGUACCGCAACGACAGCAUCGCGCCCUUCUCUCCGUUUCACGUUAAGGUUGGCACUUACAACAGCAAAGGACAGGGUCCCUUCAGCCCCGUGGUCACCAUCUACUCUGCGGAGACAGAGCCAAGUGAGAAGCCAGCGGGAGUUAGGGCCAGAAGUGUCUCAGCCUCUGAGAUUGAGGUGAAUUGGCAGGCUCUCUCCUUCAUCCCUGAAAGGGUUCUGGGCUAUGAGGUGGCUUACUGGGAAGAUGACACUAAACCAGAGACCAUGGGGAAAGUUAGAGUGCCUUGGAACCAAACCUCGGCCACAGUGAGUGGCUUGGCAGGAAAUACACAGUAUUUCCUAACAGUCAGCGCCUUCAAUACAGCAGGCACUAGCCCAUUCCUCCCUGCAAUCAAUGUCACCACAAAAAAGCCACCACCUUCCCAGCCGCCAAUGAAUGUGGGAUGGAACCUAAUGGGCUCUCAGCUGUCUGUUUACUGGGAACCCGUGGUGGCAAUGGAAUCAGAAUCAGACGUUUUAGGCUAUCAACUGUCAUACCAGAGGCAGCGACACAAAGAGGUAAUCACACUCACAACGGUCAACGCAACAGCAGAGCUGACUCUCCCUGAGGACGAUGAGGAGUACAUCAUCUUUGUGCAGACACUGAGUGAAGGAGGACUAGGGCCGGCAUCAGAUCCCAUACGAAUCCACCAGCUAAGUAUGAGCGCCCGUGGCUCCAGAGCCUGCAGUGUGGAGAUCUCCCCCCUCUCCCUGUUCCUCACCAUCGCAGUAUCCUCAUUCAGGUCAUCGUUGUGACACAAACAGACUCUGCUCUGUUUUUUCAGCAUUCACUAUUGGCUCUUGUUUUGUUUUGUUUUCUUUAAUUUGUGAAAGUGGUCAAGGUUUUUUCUUUUCUUGCAUUUUUUUUUAAAGUACCGCAUAUUUUUUUCAAGUGUUAUUUUGCAAGUAUGCAGCAGCACAAGAGAAGAGUGUGCUGUCAGACACUUAAUUAACAGUAAACGCUUGCUUUUUUUUUUCUUACAUAAGUCUGUUUUGCCACUUUUGCUGGUUGGGAACAAUGCUCCAUUUCAACUCUUUUUUGACUCUAGAAUGAUACAGAUGCCUUACUUCCAUUCAUGUGCCAAAGUAGUUUCAGCCUUCUCGUUGUUAUUGCUAAGAUAGCUACAUGCUUUCCUCAACAUUUUAUUCCUCACUUUUCUUAUCACGAAGGUCUCAGUGAACCUUGCAGAAAGCCCUGAAGAGAAGUUUAUGAUUGUUUGUUUGUUUCCUUGUAUUUCUGAGUUUUCAGUUCUCUCCAAAAUCAGAAAGUAGGGACAUGUUCAUUCACCUGCGCCCGUGCCUUGGAGAUUCUUGUAUCGGCGUCACUUAUAGACACUGGUUAGUGGUACUUUUCAGAACAUACUGCAGCCAUCUCCAUCUUUACGUGAUCCUUUAAAAGUCGGUUGUGUCCCAGAUGAAACUCAUAAAACACCUCAUAGUGCCGUUGUCCUCCAUUUACCUUUUAUCUUUUGAUUGUGCGGAGCUGAAUGUACCAUGAAAGCUCCUAAAAGUUUUAAUGCCUCACGCUAGUUAUAGUUAUAGCCUGCCGAAUGAUGGAUUUGACUUUGCUCUGCGUUCACAAAUUUUACAUUUGCUUGUAUACAGCAGUACCGGCAGAGGUGUGUAACUGCCAAUGUAAUUCCUUUUUUUCCAGCACCAGUGCUUCAGCAAACUUAAACAGCAGUCAUUGAAGUCAUUUAUCAAAGAAAAAUGACAAAUGUUCACCGGCUUCAGCUUCUCAGAUGUGAGACUUUGUUGUUUAAGAUGUAAAACACAGCAAGGUGUACCUUUUAUUACAUUUCCCUCCACAGUGUUCAACUUUGAAUGGGAUUGCAAUGAUCUGCCAACAAACCACUAUAUGAAAUCAAAAUUAGAGGGUGAUCUAGUUACUUUUGUAUCGGAUUUUCUAAUCUCACUUUCCUGUUUUCACAUUAAUUUUUUGGAAUAUGCAGUAUUUCCUUUAUCUCGCUAGGCUAAAGGUUUUGCCUGGACCCUGUACUACAAAGUGAGUUCAGCAUACUCCGGGUAUUUCUCCAGUAUCAGAAUUCAGUUAUCCUUACGCUUGGUAAGCUGGUUAUCAACUUGAUAAGUCAACCCAGGGUUUAACCUGCACGUUCUCGCAAAAUGAUCUGCAUGUUCUCUGGCACUGGCAGCAUUUGGCCAAUCACAGAGAAAAGAAGAUAAAACUAUGCAAUGGGAAAAAAAUGAAGAGGUUAAAAAUGAAACAGUCUGAAACCAACACAGCUGCUGCAGCGUGAGGAAAAGCGCUGUACAGUAGUUUAGUAUUAAAAGCGCUGUAUGAAAGCGUGAGCAUUUAGCCUGUUUGAAGCCAGGACUGAAAAAAUGCCCACUGUGUAAGUUUACUGAAUUAUCAAUAUCACAGCUCUAUCAUUAAAACCCAGGAGAAUCUGAUGGGUUAUAAUUGAAUAUUCCCUUUAAUUAAUGUUUAAAAGACAGUUUUAGGUUUUAUUCUUUCUGCUGCAGUCCUGGUGGUGUUUAACGGUCCGAGAGUUAAGAAUAAAUAUAAAAUAUAGAUAAGUAGCUCCUCUGUUUUAGGAUUUUAGGAUCACAUAUUAACGCUUUCAGAACAAUAAAAUUGUUGUUAAAUUUAUUCCUGAUGCUGAUCAGGGAAACUCAAAGAUUUCCCUUUAGACCCUCCUGUUAUCCACAGAUGUGAGGGAUGUUUCAGGAAUCAUGAUGCUGUUUUUGGAGAAUUGAUUAAUCAGUAGGAGGUGACUUCAUACCUGUUGGUUGCUAAAAUGGAACAAAAGCUUCUUUAGCUUCACAGCAUGAGUUACUAUGACGAUAAAAAGCGAACCACCUUCAUAGUACAGAAAACCCAGGGUUAACCUAAAGUUACCUGGAUAGAAAUCCUCUGCUUUGUAGUACAGGCCGCUGGUUACUGACCUUUGAUAGCACGAAGAGAAGCAAAAUGUCAUUCAGUCUAAUGUCACAUUCAAAUGGAUAUUUCCACGGUUGGUUAAAAGAGAAGACUGAUACCACUCUCAUGUUAGCACACUGACAAUGGGACCAGUGCGUAAGCAUAGCUUAGCAAACCGUCAGCUUGACUUUGUCCAGUAUUCACAGCCAGCACCUCUGAAGCUCACUUAUUUGUUUACUUCAUCAGACGGGGCACGUCAGGUAGUCGGAACAAACAAAUUUCUCUAUCUGACUAAACUGACAAUAUCAACAAUCACUUCACACCCACUUCACGCUGUGAUUUGCCAGCCGUGUGGAGGUGAGAAAGCAAGCUGGGUUUGAACUUCUCUGCCGCGUUCUUUUAUUUGUUAAACACCAGUGUGUUUACACGGAAACAUUGCCAGUACUUUCAGUUAAAGACUCAAAGUCUCUCUUGGACAAUUAUUGCAUUUUACACCUCACGUCGGUGUCAAAGAAAAAUUCUUAUGCUUCCGACAUGGUUGAAUUUGCUCUUUCCUAACAGAGCUUGGCACUGGUUCUGUUGUUAAUGCACGCACAAGGGUGGUAUAGCAUCUCUAUGAUAGAGUUAUAUAGGUAAGGUAAUACAGUUUAAAGAAAUGACACAAAUAAUCUGAACUAAGGAGUCUCUUUGCUUGUUUGGAAGCUUUCAGCUACAUUUCUCUCCUCCUGUCGACUGAAAGCUCCAUGAGUGAAGCUUAUUUUGUCAAACCAGUUUAAUGCUGAUGAGCUAAUUUAUAAUAAAGCAGCUGCCUGGUUACCAGAUGCGAAGACACACCUAGGCUACGUUCACACUGCAGGCGAAAGCGCAUCAAAUCCGAUUUUUUUGACCCUAUCCGACCCAUAUCCGAUCAUGGUAUGACAGUGUGAACGGCACAAAUCCGAUAUUUUCAAAUCCG
Molecule: messenger RNA, 6796 nt
Organism: Oreochromis niloticus (Nile tilapia)
Lineage: Eukaryota; Metazoa; Chordata; Actinopteri; Cichliformes; Cichlidae
Gene: cntn3a.2
Product: contactin 3a, tandem duplicate 2
Exons: 23
Coding region: 636-3716 (1026 amino acids)
Biological process (GO): cell-cell adhesion; axon guidance; brain development
Cellular component (GO): axon; plasma membrane
Molecular function (GO): cell-cell adhesion mediator activity
Source: RefSeq, a predicted model, not a curated record